Trichomonas vaginalis G3 is the source of this 1587-nucleotide messenger RNA. RefSeq lists its product as uncharacterized. The record is from RefSeq and is a predicted model, not a curated record. NCBI's taxonomy places the organism in Eukaryota, Parabasalia, Trichomonadida, Trichomonadidae. The coding region runs from base 1 to 1587 and encodes 528 amino acids. The transcript has a single exon.
AUGAAUUUGAAUUUCAAUUUUCUCAAGCUUUUCGACCUUAAACCUGAUCCAACUCAAGUUGCAAAAGAUGAAAAAUCAUCAAGUUCGUCAAAAUUCAGCUUUUUUAAUCCAUUAAGUUUAGAUAAUGACAACAUUGAUUCAGAAUUACACAACAGUAAAAUUUACGAUAAAGAAGGACCGAGUGUUGACUCCAUUACCACAAAAGGUUUACCAUCAAUCGAUUCUUUUGCAUCUGGAAGUCAAAGAGAUGAUUCUUUGAAAACAAAUCAAAAACAAAGAAGAUUUAGAGGCAAUUCGCAAGAGCCAAAAGGUAAAUCUGGUAGUUCUAUCACAGUUGGUCCUAAUGUUCCAUUGAAAGCCGUUCUUCCAACAAAAGCCGCAAUGAAACUCUUUCAAAAUGGCAAUAGCACCAUUAUUACAUACUUGUGUCUUCGUAUUGAUGAUCUUAUACAAGCUUGUUUCAACAAAGAUGACAGAGAUAUGGCAGAUAAUGCUUAUUCAAUUUUAUUAACCUUCGAUCAUAAGAUUACACAUCAUUUCAUUCGUGCAGAUCGGUUCCAACAACUUGGAUCAGACUUAACAAUACCAGAAGACCCAGAUAUGUUCAUGAUGGGAAGAUUUACUUCAAUUAUUUCAGGAAUUCUUGAUAUUAUGCCAGAUAUACUCAUUGACCAAUGUGGAUUUUUAUGCAGGCUUAUUCAUCACAUAUAUUUACCAGAAAUUUCGUUGUUAUUAAACAAAAUUUGCAAGAAUGACGAAAGCCUUGAAAAUCUACAGAAGUACAUACUGAAACUCGGUUUCCACGAGAUAGUUCAUAGAGAAUUGAUCAAUUAUAGACACACAGACUUCGAAUUUGAAUAUCAAUAUUAUCAAAGUAAAGAAGUACAAAGAACUGCCGCUUUAUAUAGAUUAAUGGCAAGCUGUUUAUCAUCAAAAAUCCUUUCAAAGAGUUUUAUGUCGAUUGAUUUCAUUUCUAUUUGCGAAAUCGAAUACGACAUCACAGACAGGAUCAUAGAUGAUCAGAAAUGGCUUGCAAUACUCGCAUUCUUCACUCCUCAGUUCUCUUCUCAGCUUCUGAAUUUUGUAUAUUCAGCUGUGAUGCAGUUAAGAGCUGCAAAGACCAAGUUCUAUCAUUGCCAUUACUAUGCGCUUAAAUUCCUCUCGUUUAUGAUCAAAUAUUCCUCGGAAACAGAAGAAUUGUUGAUGGCAACAGAUUUUAUUCCACAACUGCUUAGAUUGUUGUUUACUUUUAACGAGUCAAGCUUCUUCCAAGAGGUUUUUAGGAAGUUCAUCGCUGCAACAUUUUCAAAAAAGAAAAUUGUUGUUAAUAUCGUACAAAUGAUAAUUCCAGCCCUAAUGGGUAUGUUAUCUGAUGAUUACAAUAUCGGAAUCAAAGGAACUUUGUGCGAAAUCUUUGGAGCAAUUGAAAUGGAAAGGAAAUAUAACAAUGUUCUUGACCAGGAGCUUAAUAAUGUUCAAAACUAUAAAGAUUUCUAUGAUUCAAGGGUAGUUCUUAGAAGUUACCUUAUCAGUUCUUCUUAUGGAGAAAGUUAUCGAGGACAACUUGAAAAUCUCGAAAAAUACUAA